AUGUCUACCCCUGCUCAGAGAUUGCAACAUCUUGCUCAGAUCAUUGGAUCUCAGACUUCUGCUGAGAAGUCCUUGCUGCCUCCGCUGCCUUUCAAGAUCGCCGUCAUUGGUUCUGGUAACUGGGGUACCACCAUUGCCAAAAUCCUUGCGGAGAAUGCUUCUGCUAGACCUCACUUGUUUAAACACUUUGUGGAUAUGUGGGUGUUUGAGGAGAAGGUGGACGGCCGUAACUUGACCGAGAUCAUCAACACGGACCACGAAAACGUCCGCUACCUUCCUGGCGUUAAGCUUCCUCAGAACUUGAGGGCUUUGCCUGAUAUUGUCAAGGUGGCUGAGGACGCUGACCUUUUGGUGUUCAACUUGCCCCACCAGUUCUUGCCUAAGGUGUGUAAGCAGUUGAAGGGCCACGUCAAGCCUACUUGCAGAGCCAUUUCUUGUCUUAAGGGCUUGGAGGUUACGCCUGAGGGCUGUAAGUUGUUGAGCACUGUCAUCACCGAAGAGUUGGGUCUUUCUUGUGGUGCUCUUUCCGGUGCCAACUUGGCUCCAGAGAUUGCCAGAGGUAAAUGGUCUGAAACAACCGUCGCAUACACCAUUCCUAAGGACUUUAAGGGUGCUGGCUACGAUAUUGAUCUUUUCGUGCUUAAGGCUGCUUUCCACAGACCUUACUUCCACGUUAACGUGGUGGAGGACGUUGCUGGUGUUUCUGUCGCUGGUGCUUUGAAGAACAUUGUCGCUUUGGCUGUUGGUUUCGUCGAAGGCUUGGGCUGGGGUGACAAUGCCAAGGCUGCCAUUAUGAGAGUUGGUCUUUUGGAGACCAUCAAGUUCUCCCAGACCUUUUUCCCUCAAUCCCAGGCUGGUACCUUCACUAAAGAGUCUGCCGGUGUGGCUGACUUGAUCACAACGUGCUCUGGUGGCCGUAACGUCAAGGUUGGUCGUUACAUGGCCGAGACCGGAGAAAGCGCUGAGGUUGCUGAGAAGAAGUUGUUGAACGGCCAAUCUUCCCAGGGUAUCAUCACCGCCCGUGAGGUGCACGAGUUGUUGACCAACGUGAACAAGACCACCGAAUUCCCAUUGUUCGAGGCCACCUACCAGAUCAUCUACGGUACCGAGAGUAUCGAGAACUUGCCUAAGUUGUUGGAAACUUGCGAUUAA
This is a messenger RNA of Candidozyma haemuli, 1152 nucleotides long. It is a transcript of the gene GPD1, whose product is annotated as glycerol-3-phosphate dehydrogenase (NAD(+)). Gene Ontology annotation, biological process: carbohydrate metabolic process; glycerol-3-phosphate catabolic process. The transcript has a single exon. The record is from RefSeq and is a predicted model, not a curated record. Lineage: Eukaryota; Fungi; Ascomycota; Pichiomycetes; Serinales; Metschnikowiaceae. Bases 1 to 1152 code for a protein of 383 amino acids. Gene Ontology annotation, molecular function: glycerol-3-phosphate dehydrogenase [NAD(P)+] activity; NAD binding; protein homodimerization activity. Gene Ontology annotation, cellular component: cytosol; glycerol-3-phosphate dehydrogenase (FAD) complex; nucleus.